Messenger RNA from Mytilus trossulus (common blue mussel), 627 nucleotides. RefSeq lists its product as uncharacterized. NCBI's taxonomy places the organism in Eukaryota, Metazoa, Mollusca, Bivalvia, Mytilida, Mytilidae. The transcript has 5 exons. The record is from RefSeq and is a predicted model, not a curated record. Bases 1 to 627 code for a protein of 208 amino acids.
AUGAGGUAUGAUAAUAGUAAAAGGGCUGCUGCACCAUGGUACAAAAUUAAUGCCUCUACUCCAGCUGGAACAUCAGAGCAGCACAGUUGUGCUUCAGGAAGUAUAACAACUACUCACAAUAUGCUAUCAAAAGUAAUAGAGCCAGAUGUGUCAGAGAUCUCAUGUUCAGACACAGAAGGAGGUCAUAAGUACAUAGAGUCUAGAAUGUCUGGAUUGGAAGAUGUGAACAACAACAGCUUUAUUAAUCCUUUUGAUAUCAGUAUUGACAUGAUUGAUAUUUCUCAAAAUUAUGAUGACUCUGAACAGACAUCCGAUGAAGACUAUGAACCUAGUUUCAACAUAACACAAAGACCAAGUACAGUUGAUAAUUCGGAGGAACAAGAAAUUGAAGAUGAUGACCCAAUUGAAGACGACAAAUCAGAAGAGGCGACUAUAGAUAUGGGUCCAGGAGUGAAGAGAUUAACAAUUGGAAAUAUUGACAACUUUAUUACAGAACAACCACUGUUGGUUUACAGAGAUUGCCUGUUGAUGCUGGCAAACACACAUACAGUACAGUUGAGUACAAAGUCUGACUUCAAAAGUCUAGUUGAUUUAAAACAGAAACUAUUGGAUCUGCAUUUAAAAUAA